CCGCCAUCCGCCUCUCCGCUCUUGAGCCGGUCGGUUAGGCUCUUCGUGGCCUCGCUCUCCCCCCUUCCCUUGCCCUCCCCUCCCGUACCCCUCCUCUACCCCACCCAAGCCCGGCUCCCCGGCGGCCCGGCCAUGGCGUGCGGAGCUACUCUGAAAAGGACUCUGGAUUUCGACCCGCUGCUGAGCCCAGCGUCCCCAAAGCGGAGGCGAUGUGCGCCAUUGUCGGCGCCCACCUCGGCUGCCGCCUCCCCGUCGUCGGCGGCCGCGGCCACAGCCGCCUCCUUUUCGGCUGCCGCCGCCUCGCCGCAGAAGUAUCUCCGAAUGGAGCCGUCUCCCUUCGGCGACGUCUCCUCCCGCCUCACCACAGAACAAAUUCUGUACAACAUAAAACAAGAGUAUAAGCGCAUGCAGAAGAGAAGACAUUUAGAAACUAGUUUCCAACAGACAGAUCCAUGCUGUACUUCUGAUGCACAGCCACAUGCAUUUCUCCUCAGUGGACCAGCUUCACCAGGGACUCCAUCAGCAACGUCCUCACCAUUAAAAAAAGAACAGCCCUUAUUCACCCUACGGCAGGUUGGGAUGAUCUGUGAACGUUUAUUGAAAGAACGUGAAGAGAAAGUUCGAGAAGAGUAUGAAGAAAUACUGAACACAAAACUUGCAGAACAAUAUGAUGCAUUUGUGAAGUUUACGCAUGAUCAAAUAAUGCGACGAUAUGGAGAACAGCCUGCUAGUUAUGUUUCAUGAAUCACAUUUUCUGCAGUUGUGGGCUGCCUUGUUCCUUGUUGAGUUGUUGCAAGAGGUCCCAAUUAUGACAUGCAGCAAUGCCAAUACCCCCUGUGAAUACAGGUUAUUUCAAGCUUUUGUCAGUGGCAACCACUCUUAGGCAGCAACUGGUUUUGGAAAUUUCCCUGAUGUCAAUACCACCCGGAUGUGGACAUUUGCUACCUGUAUUAAUGCCAGUGGCCUCAUUUGCUGUAUCAUUACAAUUUGGCUUCUUAUAUUAAUGUUUGAAAAAGAUUAAAGCUGGUAUUCUAAGAACAUGCCCUUCACUGGUUGUGUAAAUAAAACUGUAGAAUGACACUUCA
This is a messenger RNA of Phacochoerus africanus (Common warthog), 1085 nucleotides long. It is a transcript of the gene AKIRIN2, whose product is annotated as akirin 2. The transcript is spliced from 5 exons. Gene Ontology annotation, molecular function: transcription coregulator activity. NCBI's taxonomy places the organism in Eukaryota, Metazoa, Chordata, Mammalia, Artiodactyla, Suidae. Gene Ontology annotation, cellular component: chromatin; nucleus. Gene Ontology annotation, biological process: positive regulation of transcription by RNA polymerase II; positive regulation of innate immune response. Bases 133 to 744 code for a protein of 203 amino acids. The record is from RefSeq and is a predicted model, not a curated record.